CCAUUCGUGCAGCAGAGCGCGCGCGAGUUUGGAUUUCGAACGAAUCAUCGCGCCUUCGCGGUCGAAUUCAAAAAAAGAACAAAAAAUAUUGACGCCAUUUUUCACGAAGUUUAUUUUGUAGCUGUGACUUUUUAUAUAAAGUAAAUUUUAUAAAUAUGAGAACUAUGGCUAGUGUGUGGUUUUUGAUGGUAGUGCUAAUUUCAGUACAAAAAGUUUUCGGAGAUGUUUGCCUGAAGGAUGAAACAGAGUUAACCUGCAAUGAAUGUAUGAGGUGUAAUGGUGAUUGGUGCACGGCACGUGGGUCAAAGCACUGCUACUUAACGACAGCCACUGAAGACGGCACGUGUCCCAGCGCUCUCGAAAAGCCUCACAUUGAGAAAGAAGUGACGAAGCCUGGAGUAGCCAUAAAGCCAGUCUAUGCUGAGAGAACGCUGCUCAUCAACAAGCCAACCAAGAUUGAUAUCACGUACAAUGCAAGUGCUAAAAUGGCGCCGGAGUUAAAGAUGGUAUAUUCAACGCAGACCUACAAUGUCGAGUUAAUGGAGUACGCCACUGAGUGUUCUGGUGACACCUGUACCUCCACAAUCCAGGCUAAAGCUGCCACAAACUUCUGUAACGUCACUGGAGGCAUUUCUGAGUAUAUCGAAGUGACUUUCGACGUGGGCUUGAGUGAGAAGGCCAGGAUUAAGUACAACGUGCCUUGCGCCUGUCCUUGCAGUGGGGAAGUCGAAACGGCUUCGGUUUACUGUAGCAAAAAUGGUGAUUUCUCUUGUGGAGCCUGCACGUGUAAUUCUGGAUGGACCGGCGAGUUUUGCGAAAUCAACAUUUGUUCGAAACGUGGUGAUGUUGUCCAAUGUUCUCUGAACCCAAGAAAACCUGACGAAUGCUCUGGCAACGGUUACUGCAGUGAAUGCGAGACUUGCAUCUGCUACACCGACCGGGAGGGGUCCCAGUACUUCGACCAAGAGAACAACUGUGAGGACCUCUGCAUGUCCAUCACCAACGGCGACUGUGAAGACUGCCUCGUCACCGACACCUUGGGAGAAUGCAACAAAUGCUCUGAAAUCACCAUUGAAAAAUUAAAUCGAUCACUAACUGACGAAAGGGAUUUUAAGAAUAGAAAGGUCUGGGUAUCUUGCAAAGCUGAUCUUGAUGACUGUGGCCCUAUUGAGUACUAUGCGAGACAGGAUGAGAGUAAACAGAAGUAUGUUAUGAUGGUCAAGCAUUGUAAUGAAAUUAUUUCUGAGGCUUUGGUACCUAGUGAAACUAAAGUCCCGAUAAUCCUGGGAGUCUUAGGCAUCGUGGCGGCCGUAGCUGCAGUAGGAGGCGUGAUGCUCUGGAAACACCUCAACGCGGUGCCCCCGGUACCUCUGAACGACCCGCAGUAUCAGAACAUUGAUGCUGAAGACUGCACGGGAGAGAACCCCUUGUAUAAGCCGCCUACGUCAUCCUUUAAGAACCCUACGUAUGGAAAGUGGUAGUUAUGGUGUUACCUGCUGGCUGAAUCAUCGAGGACUGAAGAUCAGGGUCAAGCGGAUAUGGGGGCUUUUGGAUAUGACUCUCCGUAUUGCAAAAGAACAUCAACAAGACCGCUUAAAUUAUUGGACAUUGCACGAUUAAUUGCAAGCGGUUGCAAUAUAUCGCGGUCGGCCCCCUCCAGUCCAAUCUUCCAUUCCAACACUGCCUGUGAUCGACACCAUGAUGGAGAAAUUACAUUCGUCCGGUGUCUACGUCGCAAUGUGUAACUAGAAUACAUUUUAUACCGUAGUUGUAAGUAUAAAGGCCGGUUCACACAUCACCACGCCCGCCGCCAACGCGUCCUGACACGAACGGGAUUAAAAUAUCGUCGCAUACGUUUUGCAUACGAUCUGCGCCUCGCCCAUUAGUUGCUAUCGCACUGGAUAUUUUCUCUUCACUGUCAGACUCUGCAACGCUUAUAUCUGACGUCACGUUUAGAAAAUAACAGCUUUAACUUUGCGCGUAUUAUUUUUAUACGGUUAUUUUCUACACGUGGCUUUCCCAUCGGAAAGGGUAAGUAUCCGCACGGUGAUCUGUGUACCGCCAUUUUGAAUUACGUAAUUAAUGCCUCUGUGAUAUUUAAGAUGAUUAAAUAAGAGAUGGUGGAUGAGUCACCGCGGCCGCUGUUUGAUUUGUAAUCUAACAGUAAACACGCGCUGUAUUGAACUACGUUGACGCAUAAUAACAAAACGUAUUCAUACGAGUUGUCUUCUUGUAUUGUGUACGCAAGGUUAAUUCUAAUUGGUAAACAAGUUACGAGGUGACUCACGGCCAACGAAUUACACGAAAAAGUUUAGUAGUACGUAGAAAAUAUCGAGAUGUAUUUAAUAUUCUUUAGAUCUGCAUAAUUACCAUCUCUGUAGAUGUAAUUAGUUUAAAUUGUGUAUGUAAAAGAAUAACUUUAAGUAUUCUAUUGUAAUGUCGUGUCGAGUAACGUAUUACUUAGUGGAGCACGAGUUACAACGAAAAGUAGACUGACUGACGUGAAUAGACAGUUUUGUACUUCAGAAACAUUAGUAGUGAGUGACCUGAUGAAUGAUUUGUUGAGUAGAAAGCAACGCGAAAGUAGGAUGCUUUAGUGAUUUUUUAUGUAGGUGUGCUACAAUACCAAGUGGGCAGAUUCUGUGAUCGAAUGGACCACACGGUGACUAACGGGUUUAGCACGAAUCGAAUAAAGGUCGUCGCCUAAUGGCGAUGUUCCUGUACCGUAUUAUUGUUAUUCAUUAGAAUUAUGACUUCAUGUCUAUUAUAAUAAAAACAUCUGCUAUUGUGCGUAAAUUUAUAAAUAAGUUCCUACGAAAGAUUGAUUUAUUUAGAAAAUAUUAGAUACUUAACGUUUUAAAUUAUUGAUUUGUUAUUUUAAUUUUUGGCCACAAAUCAACCAAAGUUAUGAAUAAAACAGUAUUUCGUUAUUUUUAUAUUGAAACUAAAAUCAACGCUUACGCUUUGCCUUAAAUUAGAUAAUUCGAUAACCACAAUUUUCGCAUAAAAAUUAAUCAUGUUUAAAAGUAUUAAAACAUCUUCAGUUAACCGAAUAGGAACAUUGACUUUCAAGACAUAUUAAAGUAACCAGUAAACUCGUAAACAAUACUGUGUACUACAAUUUAGUAUAUAAAUGUAAGCAUAUAUCGCUAUCAAAGUGCAUUGUACUUCCGUUAGUUAUAUCUAUGUAAAUACUGUAGUCCAAUGUAAACACUAGAUCUGUAACAUUAAGAUAAACUGUAAAUAACGACUAACUGUAAUCUCAUACUUACUUAUAGCUUGUAGAAUUAAAUUAUUAACAUCACAUACACUAGACAUUAUUAUUUAGUUAUUUCUCAUUAUUUUAAGUGUUAUCGAAUGAUCUGCGCUGAGUCUUGCUGAAAGUCUGCAUUACCAUGAUUAUAUUGUCUAUUAUAUAGCGCAUUUUGUAUUUUUGUACAUUUGUAUCAGUUGUUAAGCUAGUCAGUAAAAAAAAAACAAAAGUA
This is a messenger RNA of Helicoverpa zea (corn earworm), 3485 nucleotides long. RefSeq names its product integrin beta-6-like. Bases 156 to 1481 code for a protein of 441 amino acids. NCBI's taxonomy places the organism in Eukaryota, Metazoa, Arthropoda, Insecta, Lepidoptera, Noctuidae. Gene Ontology annotation, cellular component: focal adhesion; integrin complex; cell surface. Gene Ontology annotation, biological process: integrin-mediated signaling pathway; cell adhesion mediated by integrin; cell migration. The transcript has 7 exons. Gene Ontology annotation, molecular function: integrin binding. The record is from RefSeq and is a predicted model, not a curated record.